AUGAUUGCCAAAAUGUUGACAAAUUCAGCUAUCAGCAGAGCUCGAAUAUCUGCACGUUCUUUUGAACAUGGCCUGCUCAACUUGGAUACUUUAACGGCCGCAGCAGCCGCGGCCUCUGCUUUAGUGGCCAACGUUGGUUCCGGAUCAGACUCCAGGCUUGGUGAGUCGUCCGGACAUGAUGGAAGCACGACUUGUGCAUCAGCGGGUAGUGGUGGAAGUACUCUCAUCCCUAAUCACGCAGCUCUCCUAGAGACAGCCAUGUUGGCUGCAGCUUUCCUUGCCGUUGGUAAUGGUGGCGUCGACGGAUCGCAGGAGCUGCCAGCGGCUGCGCCUAUGCUGACAACAUCGAUAGCCAACCAUGAUCAAGGCUUGCUUCGACUUGGGCUUCCUCCGGUUGAUCCGAAAAAUUCCUCUGCAACUGGAUCCUCCAGGUCCCGAGAUCGUCGUGGCAGAGUUCGCAGGUCGCAAGACGCCUUGCCAGUAUCACCAUCAUCAAGAAAUGGUACCAUUAAUUCUACCAAUGGAUCCCAGCACCGACUAUCAGGAUUACGGGCCAACACCGGGACAGCAUCACCAAAAUCCAGCUCAACAACUACACCAGCGACUAUGAAAACUACCCCUACUAGAGUAGGGAAGACGGCCACGCCUGUGUCGGGCACCGAAUCAGCCGAUCUGAACACAGCAGCAGCUACCAUGACCGCCGUGGCUGCAGCAGCAGCAGCUGCUGUAACUUCUGCCCUUGAGCAAGAUGUGAUUCGUGUACAUGGUCAACCCGGUGCCUCAAGUCAGCUGGUCGAA
Molecule: messenger RNA, 798 nt
Organism: Protopolystoma xenopodis
Lineage: Eukaryota; Metazoa; Platyhelminthes; Monogenea; Polystomatidea; Polystomatidae
Source: the annotation of a GenBank genome assembly